CCGUUUACUGCAGCAUUCGCCGACGAGAUACUCAUGAGCACGCGUGUCGCGUUAAUUUAUAUAAAUCGGCUUAAAUAUAGUAGUGCAUAAAUAUAUAUAUAUUUACAUACAUACAUAGAAAUAUAUGUAUAUAGUAAUCGUCCGGUAAAUAUAAUAGUAGUAAUAUUAUUUGUUAAGAUUAAAAAAAAAAAAAAAAUUAGUUUGUUUAAAUUUUUUGUUUUUGUUCUUUUCUGUUGUGGUGUGUUUUUCAUGUGCGUUUCCGGCCGUGAAUCCGCCGCCUAACCGCCCGAUGGACGCGUUAUAGUGAUCAAGUGAGGUUUAGUUUGGUUUGGUUUCAUUUUUUGAAUUUGUGUACACAAAUAUACAUAAAAUAAUAGUAUUGUCGGUGCGAUUUUUUGCUGUCGAGUGCGUUCAAAUUUUAGUUUUGUUCUGUGCGCGCGUUCUACUACGUUUUUUGUGCGAUGUUGGCGUAAACAACGACUGUUUCUUUAACCGUUCGGAGUCGUGUCCGUUCUGUUCGCGUCGCAACCCGCCGCCGCCGUCGCUAACCCGGUGUCUGGUGUCCGUUGGCCCGGUUGAUAAGUUGUGCGCGGCCAGUGUGUUUGGGCGUGUUCCCGAAUGAUGAAGAGUUGGAGACAUAAUGGUUAGGGAGACUCGCCAUCUUUGGGUCGGAAACCUGCCUGACAAUAUACGCGAAGACAAGAUACGCGAACACUUCAAGAGGUAUGGACGCGUGCAGAGCGUUAAGAUAUUGGCGAGAUCGAAAGAAGAGGUGGCGUUGGGCGGCAGUGGUGUGUGCGCCACCGUGUCGUUUAUGGACAUCAAGUCAGCGUCGAAAGCGCAUAACGUCGAGCAAAAGUUGGACGACAGGUGUCUCAGCACCGAAUACCACGAGCCCGCCGCCAUACCAUCGGCAAGCCCGACCAUACCGUCGCACAUGUAUCCGGCCCCAACCCGGCCUUACAUCCACGGGUCUCCGUUAGAGGAGCUCGGCAGCUUUGAACGUUCUAGUCAUUUUUACGAUCGUGAGCGGGAGGCUGGCUAUCGUGGUCGACCUCCCGCUGCCGGCUAUCAUGUAGUGUCAGCAGUCCAAGCAUCGCCAGACCCGCUUCGAAGCCGAGCCCGUGACAGGACCGUCUUCAGAGCAUAUCCGACGCUCGUGGACAGCGUCGUCGCUUCCAGCAGAGGUCACCAUCACCGCGUGGGCGGCUGGGCUUACGAGGCGACGGGCAACCCGAGGUACGCUCACCACCUGAGCAGUUCGCCGGAUUUGUCGUACCCGGAUGACAGAAGGGUAGAACCGCCGCUGAUUAUCGUCCGGAACAAACAACUCAAACCUUCCAGCGAGUCCCGAGGUUGCAGCGAAGACCGUUGCGGUUCGCCGUCGAGUUCCGGAUCCGGAAGCGUUUCGGGAGCGAGCAGUUCGUGUAGUUCGUCCUCGUCGCUGAGUCCUAUACUGCAACCGCGCAGCCCUAGUCCAGAUCCCGCGUUGUCCGAUAAGUCUUCUUCAAGCCAUAGCCACCAUGGUAGCUCGAAGAGCAGUACUGUUCCGUCCCACGUCUCAGGCGUACAGUUACCAACUACAGUAGGGAACCUGACGCAAACGGUUUCCGAACACAAGAGGCAUCACGCCAUCUGUAUCAGGAACCUGCCGUCUAGAUCUAGUGACACUAGUUUAAAGGACGGCUUGUACCACGAGUACAAGAGGCACGGCAAAGUGACGUGCGUGAAAGUAGUAGGCCAAGGGUGCGACAGGUACGCCUUGGUGUUCUUCAAAAAGACUGAUGAUGUGGAGAAAGCCGUACAAAUGUCUCACGACAAAUCCUUUUUUGGCUCUAAGAUCGAAGUUUCCGCGUACCAAGGGUAUAAAGAUGUCGACGACAAUGAAAGCAGACCUUAUGAAACGGAGUUGGACGAGUUUCAUCCCAAGGCGACCAGAACUCUGUUUAUUGGGAACUUAGAAAAAGACAUAACCGUCGACGAGCUGAGGAAGUAUUUCGAACCUUUCGGCGAAAUAAUCGAAAUCGACAUUAAGAAAGGCAGCAACAUCAACGGGGGCAGCACGGGCACGUACGCAUUCUGUCAAUAUGUAGACAUCACCAGUGUCGUUAAAGCCAUGCGGACACUCGACGGCGAGUACUUGGGCCAAAACCGUAUCAACCUGGGUUUCGGAAAAUCUUUGACCACCAGCUGCGUUUGGGUGGACGGCAUCGCCGAGUCUGUCAGCGAGAAGUAUCUCGCCACUCAUUUCAAUCAGCACUAUGGCAACGUCACCCAUUGCGUGAUCGACCGGUCCAGGGAACACGCAUUGGUAUUCUUCCAACAGAUUAACCAGGCGCAGUCAGCCGUGACCGGGAUGCGCGGUGCCAUCUUGAAGGGACGAAAACUUCAAGUGGAUUACGCGUCCAGAGAGUGUCAGCAAGGGUUCUACGAACACUUGGACAAAACUCCCGGCGACUUGAGUCCCGAGUCGAACGGGCAGCAAAACGACACCACCACUCAAUUUUCACCGUGCAGUACCAACGGCCUCGCUAUACGGGGCUUCGAAACUCCAUCGUCGUCGUGUAGCAGCGCAGCCGGCGACAAAAGUUACCCGAGAAAUGCCGACGAACCGCGCAACACUUCGAUAUCUGUCCACAACCCUCAAGACAUGCGGAACCUGCAAAACAAGAGGGACUCGUUGUUGGAACAGCUCGAAGAGUGUCCCAGUUCCGGUGACGAGAUACUCAACGGUUCGUCGAAAGCGCCGCAAGCGACAAGCCGAUCGGCCAUGCCUUUGGGCGACGAUCGGCCGUCGGAGAGCCUCACGCCUCCAUCACAAGUUCCUAAUCCUCAACCUAAACUAAUCGUACCGAUCUCCUCAUCGACGCAGUCGUCCAAGUUUGCCGUGCACGUCACCAACCCUCUGCUCAGCCCACCUCUCAGUUCUCCGAGGAGGCCGCAGUCGUCCAACUCGGACGACUCGCAGACCUCCGACCCGGGUUUACACGGUCUCGAAGAGAGGCUGAGAAACCUGGACGAGAAGUAUGAACAGUGGAACGGUUCCAAGGCGAACGUGGCGUUAAAAAUGGACUCGGCCCCCAGAUGGAGCGCCAAGUAUAAGUUUAUCGACCCCGACGGCAAGCUCGAGCCGUCCGACAUCGUCAAGUCUGUGCUGGCCAAACCCAGCGUUUUCGACGGCGACACCAAAAGACUCGAAAACAUCUCCGACAAGUACAUACCCAAAGAUUUCGUCCCGUCCAGAACGAGCCCAAACUUGCAGAAUUUUCGAAACCAGCAAGUCGGCUCGUUUUCGCCGUUGACGCCGUCGAGUAGCGGCUCGUCCAAGUCUCCCCCAGCGUCGUCACCGGCCGCUGCCAAGACUCAAUACCCGUUCCCGAGCGGCCACCCUCUGCCGGCCACUACUUCACAGGUGGCCGCUCCGCCCGCAGAACCUCCCCGGCCGCCUUCUGAUCCGCGGCUGGCGAUGGACCCGCGGGUGUCGGUGGCCGAUCCCAGGUUGUCUGCCGAUUCCAGAGGGUCGUUCUUAACCAAACAGAAUAUAUGCACCAUCAACGACAACAGGUACGUGCCUGACAUUCUCAACACGAAAGACCCGAGACAUCCGAUUCACAAAGACGCCGAGAUCAAAGACGGCCCGGAAGCGUUUUACCGUAGUAAAAUACGAGACGAGUAUACCAAAAAUUGGCUGCACACUUUUGACCGGAAAGAAAACGAACCGGCGUAUAGGGCGGUCGAUUGGUAUGACCGUCAGAGGUUCAGCGAUUUCCGAAAAGAAGAGGAAGAAAAAGUGAAAAACGAGCAGAUCAGUAAGCAAAAGCUUUUGGACGGGUUUGUGAUAAAAAGGAAAAGCUCUGGCGAUACGGUCGCUAACCCUCCUCCCUCUGUUCCGUUCUUUGGGAAUUCUCAUGAAAAAUUAAAGAGUUUCGGUGAAACGAAAAAGGUUCCGGAGCCGCCUCCGCCAGUGCCCAAAAAAUCCGAAGAGAUUCCGUUCAAACGAGGAGAAGAACGUGUCGUCGAAGUGAAAAAAGUAUUUGAAGAAGUCAAACCCCCUGAACCUCCACCGCUUCCUCCUUCUUCGGUACAUAAUUUGGACGAAGAAAAAAUAGAUCUCAUAACUGCAGAAAACACUAUCGCCAACAUUUUAUUGUCUUCUAUCGAAAGUACUACUACCGUCCUUAAAAAGAAUGAACCCGAAACCCUAAAAGAAAGAGCUAAAGUGGAAAGAACGAUUUCCAACGAAUCUGUUAAUAAAUUGUCCGAUUCUGAAAAAAAGAAAGAACCCGCGAACGAAGUAGUUAAAAAGAAAGAAAUCGAAAGGAAAAAAUCUAUCGAUCACGACGGUAACAAAGGUAGAGAUAAGAAAGAACUCGAUUCGAAAAAGAGUAGUGUUUGCCUGUCGAAACCCAAGGAUACCGAUAGUAAAGCUAAAGAACUAGAGUUCAACAUGUUCGAAAUAAACCGCAUGAACAAUAAGAAAAAAGAGGAACAACUUCUUCUUACCAACGGCAAAGUGAAAGAAUCUGAAAAGAAAAAGGACGCACAGUCGACAAAACAACAGGAGAAGAAACCCGAAGUAAAGAAAGAAGAGAAGAGAAAACAUUCUGUCGGCAGCAAAGAGACGGAUGGUAAAAAAGACGACGGAGAGAAAGUCAAAGAGAAGAAAAAAGACAAACGUGACAGAGAUUCGUCUUCUAAACACAAGGAGAGAAAGAAGAGCCUGGACGAAAGUGGCGGCAAACACAGACACGAAAGCGGUAGUAAGAAGUCUAAAGAACAUUACAAGGCCAAAGAAGAAGAGAAAAUCCACCAAGCAGUCGCCACGGACUCGGACGGCAAAACAACCGAAGACAAGGAAUCCAAGAAGGACAAGCGAGUAGACAGGCACAGCAUAAGCAGUAACAGUUCGGCGGGGCGGUCGUCAAAGAGACGGAUGAGCGACAGUUCGGAAAACUUGGACGACUCGAAGCGUUCAAAGCGAGAGAGUAAAAGUUUGUCCAAGGAUAAAAGCCACAAGAAAACGUCCGACAAGCACAUUUCGUUUAUAUCGAAAAUUUUGGACGGUAAGAACAAGGAGCAGAAGAAAGACCACGAGAAGAAAACCGACAAGAAGAAGGAAGAAAGAAAAGUCGUCAAGACGCCGACGUUGACGGAGACGGAUGACGACGACGACGACGAAGACGAAGAGGCCAGAGAGAGAAGGAAAAAUCAUUCUAUAUUCGAGGUGGUACUCGACGAGCCGUACGUGUCCAUGUACGACAAGGUGAAGGCCAGGUCGACGAAAAACAUGCAAAAACAAGAAGAAGAAAAGCGGCAAGAGAAACUCAAAGAGAAGUUCAGUCAGCUGAAACAGAGCCGUGCGAAACGAGAGGAGAAGAAGAGGUCCGCGUCGUACGACGGCGAUUCGGAUUCCGACCGCGGCCCUCGUAGGUCGUCCAAGUUGCUCAUCACCAGCUCGGACGACGACGACGACUACUUUCGCCGGAAGAGUCUCCGGCAGGUUUCCGACUCGUCGGAAAGCGAAAGGCCGAAAAUCCAGCGAACCGUUUCGGACAGUUGUUACAACGCGGACAAGGCCAAACAAAAGCGGAUAUCCGACUCGUACGACAACGACCGGCUCAGGGCGCAGAGGGUGUCGGAUUCUUCUGAAAACGAAAAGUUCAAACGGUUGUCCAAGUUCAAGGACUUCGCCAGAAUACACCAUUCCGAGUGCAGUGACAGCGACGACGCGUUCAUCCGCAAGAACUCGUUUAGUUUCGACAAAAUCCAAAACGGCGGUCUCGACGUGCAAACGUACAACGGGUACCAAAAGAAAAAGAAGCAGAAGAAGUCCAAAAGCGAUUACUCGAGAAAGUCGUCAGUCGAUAACGGGUCUGACAGCACUACCAAAUCGAUCAAGGAGAAGAAGAAGAAACACUCGACCGGUCAUAAGACCAACAUCAACGAAAGGAUGCAAGACAUAUUCGGUCCGCUGUCAGACGAAGACAACGACAAGAUUAUUGUCAACAAGUGGAGCGUGUCUGACGUGUUCGGCACCGAUUCGGAUACCGAGCACGAGCGGAAGGAAAAUAAACCGAAAAUGGAAAAUAAAAAGUUCAACGAGUUCGGAAACGACGUAUUGAAAUCUCUGUCUCAUAACGUUGACGACAUGACGAGAAAGAAAAAGAAAAGGAAGAAGGACAAAGAGAGGAACAAAGAAGAUCGUAGAGACGAAUUCCAGAAAGACCGUAAAGACGAUUGUAGAGAAGACAGAAAAGAAGAACGCAGAGAGUGUAGAAAAGACGAACGCCGAAUAGAGCAGAAGCGCAGGGAAGAACGCAAGGAAGAGCAGCGCAGGGAAGAACGCAAAGAAGAACUACGCGGAGACGAACGCAAAGAAGAACGGAGGGACGUGUGCAGUAAAGACGAACGUAAAAUUGAACACAAAGAAGACGGCGGAACAGAAGAGCGCAGGGAAGACGUUAAAAAGCCCGAGUCGAAAGAAGUGAAAUUAGAAAAAUCGGUCGCCCUAGUCCACCACCAAGAAGAGAGGAAAGCGCCCAGGGAGCCUAAACAUUACGAGGAAAUCAAAGUGAUGGACAAUCUGCAGAGCAUCAUCGAGUCGAAAAAGAAACCGAAAGAAGAACAACAAGAGUUUAUUGCCGCCGCCGCCGCCGCAGCAGCAGCGGCCAGCAGUGAAGUGUCGAAGAAAAUCACUCAGGAACGAGACGUGUUUUCUUCAUUUUUCGAUUUUGAUGAUUCCAAAGGCCCCGAGGACGAGACCAUCACUAUUUUCAAAGGCGAAGACGACACCGUCAAAACCGAAGUGAUGUUUAGGACAAUGGACGACACAAAAGACGACCCGUCUUCGACUUCUUCGUCGUUCAAACCAACGACGACGACCACGACCACGACCACGUUCGAACCGCCCGCCAAGAGAGAAAUAAUCGGCUUCGGUUCGCACAUGGCCGACGAGACGGCGGUCAAAAGCAUUUCCGAAAAUGUGGAACCGCUGGUGCAAGAAUCGGACGAUUCGAUGACACUUCCAGAAGACAAACCUACACCCGUCAUAUCCCAAGAGGAGACUGAGGGCGCCGUCGCGGCUUUGCUCGAGGCGUCGUUCGGUCAGGACUUUUGCGAUUCUUCUUACUCGGACAGGUCCGCUAAGCCGGACACUCCUCUUUCAGACAGUGAACUCCAAAUCGAUACCGACGACGAAGACAGUAUCGACUCUAUAGUAGACGAAUGCAAGAACAGUGUUGUUUCAGACACGUCUGAAAAUCCGAACAAUUCGUUGUCGGCCAGUAGUAAAGCCAGAGACGAAGACGUCGGCGACAAAGCGGACAGACCCGAAUCGAUAGUGUUUGCAACAAAGAAGAAAUGCGACAAAACAGUCGCUGAACCCAAAAAGCUGGAAAAACGGCCACUGCUCGAAGUGCCCAAAGAUCCUCCGACGUCUGCUGCCGCGCAAGCCGACAAGAAACCGACAUCUCCUUUGAGUCACAAUUUCAGAUUACCCCAAAUGGUCAUACAGCAGACAUGCACGAGACCUUUGAACAUAAACUACGCCAAACCGUUGGUCGAGGCUAAACCCGCCGUGGCCGUGCCUCAUGAAAUCCUCAUUUCUCCUACCGACCAGACGGUCAACGAGAUGGUUUUGCCCAAACGGCCGCCGGAACUUGUUAAACCCGAAGAUCAGGUGUCGGUUGUGAAGUAUUCAAAUACUCAACCGCCGCCACCUCCGCCACCACCACCUCCUCCACCACCACCACCACCACCACCACCACCACCUCCUCCUCCACCUCCGCCCGCAGUGGUUUGCCAAGAGAAGUCUGUGAUAUUGUGUGCCGCAGCACCGCUUCCGCCGUCUUCUCUGAUCAAACAGGAGUUUGUGGGACAACCGUCAGUGUUGCAGCACACAAAGGACACUACUCCUGUGGUUCAGAGUUGCAUUGUAACGCCCCCGGUCAGUUAUCCCGAGAGCGAAAACACUAAAGUGGAUUUAAAAGAAGAACAACUCAAAGAGGAACCGACAUUGCCCACGUUGAGUGCUCGAGAAGAACAUCCGAUGACGUCCGUCAAAGCCUCGAUAAUAACAUAUGCGAAAAAGCUCGUUGCCCCUGUCGAAAGGCGACCGCUGACAUUGACACUGACAUCGGCCACCGCUGAAGCUUCAAAUGUAGACCCAAAACAAGACCGACCUUUGUCUCCUCCGCCAAAUGUAGUCUCUACUGACCCAGUUGUCUCUGACGACAAACUGAUGCCUAAACAUCCAAAAGCAAAGGGCUUGGAACGCAUCGUCGAGCAAAUCAACGAGAAAAUCCGAACCAAAUCCGGUACUGAGAAAUCUUUGAACUUGACCAAAGAACCCAGAAUGAUGCCGCUAAAGAAAGUGCUCAUUGCUAAGGAAAAAGACGAGAACAGGAAAGACAACCAAACGGCGGAAGUCGUUGUGGACGUUAAGUCUAAAAUGGCGGCUGUGGUGGACUUAGAAUCGGCUGAAGAUUUAGUAGUGGCGCCAUUGACUCCGAAAUUUGAAGACAAAAACGAAGUGUUUGCCAGUCCGGGAGAAAGUAGUUGUGAACCCAAAGAACUGGACACAGCUAGGAUUAAAAAAGAAGACGAGUUCAUGAAGGAAAUGGUGAAAAUUGAUAGAGAUGCAGCAGUUAGAGGUAGGCGUAGAGGCGGAAGAGGAGGUCGUGGUAAUCGGGCGGGUAUUAAUGCAAUAGUGACUCCGAGGAGAACCCGUCAAAAUAUUACAACACUAAAUAUGCCUGCACAGAGCGCCUCGACUGAUGUGUAUGAGUUCACGGACGAAGAAGAAAAAGUCAACCAAAAGUACAGCAAAUCUCCCGAACCUUCUAUCAUAACCGCACCGGCUAAUGUCACUCCAUCAACGAUGACUGCUAGUGCCGUAGCGAGUACUUCGCCGCUGACUAGAAAAUCGAGAAGACUUCAGGAGAAAGAUGGUGGAAAGACCACAUUAGAAGAAACAAUUGACGAAGUUGCUCGAGGACCAUGCACACGACGUACUACUCGUUCCAAACCUCACGCAGUGCAGUUAUUGAGUCUAGAAACAUCACCACGAAAGAAUAAACAACUGAGCGGAAAAAAAUCUAAAGCGGAGUCACCCCAACCUGUAUCUAAAAUAGAAAUGACAGAAUCAGCCUUGUGCAGUGAACAAGAUGACAAAAAUCAGCUCUCAAUGUCAAUGUUAUCAACGUCAUCCGCUUCAUCUACUACCUCUGAGACAAUGACGCUGAUCGAUCCUGUCAGUGGGUUGCUAAUUCCUAUGCAAGAGUCGGAAGAAGGACAGUAUGUACCGAUUGACGACGGAGAGAGUGACAGCGGAAUUAAAUUAUCAUCAGAUGAACCUCCCGAAAAGAAGCAGCGUAUUGAAAAAACAGCCGUGAUCCCUGUAACUACAUGCAAAAACAGUACUACUAUUCCAGCUUUGGCGGUAACGCCAAAUAACAUCCUUCCGGCGACUACUACUACGUACGCCGUCACACCCGGAAUGUCUAAUGUAGCGAAAACGCCUUGUGUGAUGACUAUUGCCAAUUCAGCGCCCAUUGGUCUCGUCAAACCCAACAUUACGUCUUCUGUAAUAGCACCUACAAACAUAGUUAAGUCUACUGCUGUGAUGGCGCCUUCUCCUCCUCCACUCAAGACCCAAGCAAAUAUUAUAAACAAAACAAACCAUCCGGUAUCUAAUCAGCAAUCAUUGUGCAAACCCUCAGCCUCUGUUAUGCAGCUUCCAAUCAAAUCACAUUUGAGCUCAUUAAGUCGUACUCCACCAUUGCCCAAACUGUUAUCGCCCAAAGGGCAUAUCGUUCAAGCUUAUACUACAUCACAAUCGUUAGAACCAAACAGUAGUCAGACUGCUGCAAUGCCACAUCCACUACAAACACCACCACCACCACCACCUGUGCCUUCUCAGUCACCAUUGGUCGUUCAUGCUCAAGCUGUAAUGAGUCCUCCGUUGAGGGGAGUAUUGAGCCCACCAUCUAGAGGAAGAAUGAGUUCUCCGCCCAGAAUUGUUCCUUCAUCACCUCAGCUUGUACUAAGUGCUCGAGAUUUGCCAGCGCCCUCCGACAUAAUGUGUCCGAAAGGAUUUGAUAUUUCUAAAAUGGAGCACCCUAAGUGUAUAGUAAUGAGGAGUCCAUCACCACUUCUGUCGUCUCUACCUGCGCAAGGGUUACCGUACGAUGCGACCGUUGAUCCUGCUACAAUAAGUAUGGUUCCGCCUCAUCAUUUCUUACAUCCUCAGCUUAUUUAUCCGCAUUAUAUUAGAGAUACAAUGGCGCCUUUCAUUCCACAACAAACCGUCAAAGUCGUACCGGAGGCUGAAGAGGUCCCACCCUUGGAGUUACGUAAGAGAGGUCCGGAAGAAUGUCUGCCGGAGAGAAUUCAGCAUUUACCUGAGCCCCAACAAUAUCUGAGGCAUAUCGGUGUUCCAAUGGGAAGUCUGCCAUACAGUCAAGUUACGCCGAUCAAUUAUAAUUACAGGCCAAUAAAUACUGUUUUGAAGAACUAUCCAAUCUACUGGCAAGGCACGUUGGCAUUGAAAAAUGACAAAGCGCUCGUCGAGAUGCAUUAUUUGUUUGGAAACGCAGCAGUAGCCGAACAUUCGCUGCAGCGCAAUAUCGACGGAGAGUUGAAGUUAUCGCAGCGCAUGCGGUUGGAUAAGUCGCAACUGGAUGGCGUUUCGCGAAAGAUGCAGAUUGAAGAUGAAUGUUGUGUAUUGAUCGCCGUACCAGUUGGAAUGAGCGAAGAAGAUUGGAACCAACAGAGCUGCACUUUGCACAAUGGUUUCAUAACUUAUCUGCAACAGAAACAAGCUGCCGGCAUUAUUAACAUCACGGCACCCGGAAGCAAUCAGAACGCUUAUGUAGUACACAUGUUUCCUCCUUGUGAUUACAUCAACAGUGUUUUAUCUACGGCCAACCCAUCUGUACUGAAACAACUAACAUCUAUGGCUCAUUUGAUAAUAGUCAUCGCCACAGUGUAAAUAUUCUAUAACGAGUACAAAUUCUUUCUUCUAGCGCAUUAGGCGCACAAAUUAUAUAUAGUUGAAUAAAUAUUUAAAACAUAAAAAAAAAAAUCAUUAAAAUUGUUGAUGAUAUUGUUAACAGUUUUUAUUAUUAUUAUUAUUAAUUUUUUUUACGCAUUAACAAUUUGUUAUUGAAAUAUAAUGCUAAUGAUUUCAAAUUGGUUACCAUAAUUUAAGAAGUUUUCAUAUUUAAAUAUUAAGAAUUGUAAAGACAAAAAUUCACUGUACAAAAUUAGGAGUAAA
Molecule: messenger RNA, 11275 nt
Organism: Adelges cooleyi (spruce gall adelgid)
Lineage: Eukaryota; Metazoa; Arthropoda; Insecta; Hemiptera; Adelgidae
Gene: spen
Product: protein split ends
Exons: 17
Coding region: 641-10990 (3449 amino acids)
Molecular function (GO): RNA binding
Source: RefSeq, a predicted model, not a curated record